This is a messenger RNA of Cuscuta europaea, 890 nucleotides long. NCBI's taxonomy places the organism in Eukaryota, Viridiplantae, Streptophyta, Magnoliopsida, Solanales, Convolvulaceae. The record is from the annotation of a GenBank genome assembly.
CGGGCAUGGUGGAGAGAGGGAGAGGGACUAUUAUCUUCAGUGGCUGCUCUGCUUCACUCACCGGCAUUGCUGGAUUUUCCGAAUUAUGUUGUGGGAAAUUUGCACUGAGAGGAUUAUCGCAGUGUCUGGCGAGAGAGUUCCAGCCUCAGGGGAUACACGUGGCGCACGUCGUCAUCGAUGGCAUCGUUGGCACGCCCAGGGGAGCAUCAGUGGCAGCAUGGCAACAACAGGGAGGGGAUGAUUUGUCAAUGGACCCAGAAGCUCUGGCCAACACCUACUGGCACUUGCACAUUCAACACCGAUCUGCAUGGACCCAAGAGUUGAAUAUUCGUCCUUCCAACCCAACCCUCCGCCCUCCCUCCUAUACAUCUCAACUCUCCUCUUCUGUACAACAAAUUCAUCCAACACCAAGCCAUGACAAUUGAUCAAAUUAUUGUUUUGAACUAUUCCCAAUUCAAUCCUCAUAACAGAUGGCAAUGUGUGUGUGCAUCCAUUGGGGAGGAGCACAUGGUCCAGUUUUGGUACCGUUCUGGUAUUGGAUCGUUUGUUUCCGGUUUCGGAAUAAUCAAGAUUCUUAUUCGGUACCCAAACUUCUGGUUCUGGUUCGGGUUCUAACAACGGCGAUAAUUCUAAUUUUAGAACGUCCCCAACUCCUUCACUUGGUUGCAAGGUCCCGGUUCUGUGUAGUUCUGAUUUCGAUUAAGAAACGUAUCAACCCCCAAUGUUUCUUGCCUUCCUUGUUGCGCUAAGUACUCAUGUUUGAUUUAUCCUCAUGGAUCAAUGAUGUGAAAUGCUUAAAAAGGGAUAUAAUUUAGCGCGAAAACUGAGGUGUCAUGAAUGCCCCCCAGCCAAUUCCUAUUUAUACUCAAUUCAUAUGUGUUCUUAUGUCG